AUGGUUAAGUACGGUCCCCAAACCAAGUACCAAUGGGAUCAAAAGAAAGAUUAUUUUCUAUCCAGAGGCCAUCUUACACCGAACUUGGCAUUUCUGACCCAAUCUGAAAAAGAUUUAACGUUUGUUUUCACCAACGCAGCUCCGCAAUGGCACAAGUUCAAUUGCGGGAACUGGAGAAUACUCGAAGAGGCUAUUAAAGCUUAUGCGGACUCUGUACGAGAUGUUUAUGUUUUAACUGGAGUUCGUAAGUAUUAUGGAGUUUACGCAUGUACGACGGCAGCGUCAAGACGACGGCUAAACAAACUUUUUGAAAUAAAUAAUUGUAUGAAAAUGUUGUCCUGUAUUUACUUUGUUAUGAAUUUAAUACAGUUUAGAACGAUUAAAACAGAGCUUUAACCUUCAGAGCAAUUUUGAUCAACACUGUUAGAAAAUCGCCUGCCACGGUUUGAAAUGCUAGCGUACUUUACAACACGUUAAAAUGUGCAUUUUGCUGUCGUCAACAGAGCAUGGACGACGUGGUAAACUCCAGAUAUACUUUUAAUUAUUCAUUUCUUUUGUGCUAUAGAAUUAAUGAUAUUGUAUUGAGAGCCGUCGUCCUGACGUUGCCGUCUUACGUGCUUAAACACUCUAUUAUCCCCGAGCCGACGGCGCGAAGCGCCGUGCGACGGUACUAAUUCCCCUCGGCUAUUUACACCCGGGGAAACGAAAGCAUUAGCGAAGUCUAAAGUUCAUCAAUAAUCGCGGGCGUGGCUCACCAACGAUGUUUCGGUGGGUGGUCAUCUUCACUGAUCUCAAAAUAUGUGGCGGACUGUCAUGAAUAGCGAACACUGAUUGGUCCAAUUUAAAGUUUGCAUAAUAACGACUGCAUGACGACAGCGAAAUAGCAAACAUUUCUUGAUAUGAUGGUUGAUAAAUUUGUUGCAAAUAUAUUUCAUUUUUGCUCGCAUUUUUUCAAGAUUUUUUAAAUUUCAAAAGCUUUCUCAGAAAGAAAGAACGAAAGAAACAACUAAAAGAAGGGAGCCGACGUUAACGAAGGUAAGUUUCUUUUAAAUAUUGAUUUUAUAAUUGCUUUAAAACCCGAUGGCCUUUGCGUAUAUAAAACAACUAAACAAGACAGCAUAUAAUUUCAGUGUAUUUUUAAUAUUGAUUCCCUUUUUUAUUAUAUUGAUUUUUUUAAAAUAAAAACCAAAGCAAAGUUAUUUGAAUGCGAGAAUUUGAAAUCAUUUUGUUGCAAACUCAAAGUUUAUCGAUACGGCCAUUUAAUUACUAAAGGCAGUUUAGUUUUAUAAAGAACGUUUUGCGAAGCGUUUGUGGUUGAAUUUUACCUUAAAUUGAAGCUUUUAUUACGUAUAAUAACAUACCUAAGAUAUAUAUGUUGGGAAAUUGAUAAUUUUGUAAUUAAAAGUGAUACUUUUUAGCGAUUUUUCAUUUGUAAAAAUAUUCCUAAAAAUUUAUCGUGUUACCAUGACAACUACUUUAGAUACUUCAUGUUCGGAAAAUGCAAUGGUUUUGUCAGCAAGGCGAGGGUUUCUGCACGCAUGUAUUUUCUAGUAAUACUGUACUGUACGUACACUACAUACAAUAUCGUCCAUAAUCUCAUUCACAUACAAUAUCGUCCAUAAUAUCGUCCAUAAUCUCUUUUGUCCUUUUGUCUAGUUGGACAGUUCAAAGAUACAAAGACAACAAACCCCCUACCAUUUCCCUUCCUUCUGGGUGUAGAUAAAGUAACAGUUCCAGCGUCUUACUGGACCAUUGUGUUUGAUCCAGUACUUAAAAAGUCUGUUGCUUUUACUGCUGACAACAAUGUAGGCAGUAAGGACAAAACACCAACAACUGGCUGUAAUAGUCAAAGAAUGACAAAGGAAAAGGGAAUUGUCAAAUGUGAAAGCGUGGACCAAUUUAUGCAACAAUAUCCAAAUGCCUUUCCUGCAAAGUUUGAUGCAAAUAAAUGUCCUUCAAACAUCAGGGGCAAUUUCCUUGAUCGUUAUUACAUUGGUAAAUUUCAAUGA
Messenger RNA from Paramuricea clavata, 2009 nucleotides. NCBI's taxonomy places the organism in Eukaryota, Metazoa, Cnidaria, Anthozoa, Malacalcyonacea, Plexauridae. The record is from the annotation of a GenBank genome assembly.